This is a messenger RNA of Funneliformis caledonium, 347 nucleotides long. The record is from the annotation of a GenBank genome assembly. Lineage: Eukaryota; Fungi; Glomeromycota; Glomeromycetes; Glomerales; Glomeraceae.
ACUAAAAUUAAAAGAAAAAUCUUCUGACGAAGAUAACGAAGUAGCCGCGAGGACUGAAAUGAAAAAUCUCAUGAAAGACCAAAUCCCUGACGAAUACGCGAUAUAUUAUGAUAAGACUUUUUUUGAGCAGUCAGAGAAAAUCUACAAGAAAUUGAUUCCUGAAUUAAAGAAGUUGAUGAGUGGGCAUUUUAAUCUGAGAAUUAAGGCAGUCAUAAAACUAUACGAACAAAAUGAUAAUGAUAUACAAGAAUUUGAUAAAGAUGAACUUUUACCUAUCUUAGCUCAGAACGGAUAUCAUUCUAUUGAGCAAUCUGAUUCAGAUGAUGAAUUGCGUCAAAAAUUGCCAG